CGACAUAUUUUCAAAGUUACACGUGCAUUUGUUUGUGUUUGACCUUUGACCGCACUUCUCACACGAUGGCUGCCGUCCUGAACUUCAACGUGGGUGUGUUGGGGCACAUCGACAGCGGGAAGACGUCCCUCUGCAAGGCGCUGAGCACCGUCGCCUCCACGGCAGCCUUCGACAAGCACCCGCAGAGCAAGGAGAGGGGGAUAACGCUGGAUCUUGGCUUCUCGUCGUUCUCUGUGGACGUGCCAGGUCACAUCAAGGAAGCGGAUCCGAAGUAUGAGAAGUUGCAGUUCACACUGGUGGACUGUCCGGGACACGCCUCCCUCAUUAAGACCAUCAUUGGUGGUGCCCAGAUCAUUGACCUGAUGCUGCUGAUUGUGGAUGUGACGAAGGGCAUGCAGACCCAGACGGCGGAGUGUCUGGUCAUCGGAGAGAUCGCCUGUCAGAAGAUGCUGGUUGUGCUCAACAAGGUGGACCUCCUGCCUGAAGCCAAGAGAGACCAAAUGGUAGACAAGAUGAAGAGGAAGAUGGCCGCUACACUCAAGUCAACCAGGUUUGCUGAUGCCCCCAUCAUUGCUGUGGCAGCCAAGCCAGGGGGACCGGAGGCUCCUGACACAGAAGCUGUUGGCCUGCAGGAGUUGAUGGACCUCCUAAAGAAGCACACGUACCUGCCCAGUCGUGAUGCCAGCGGGCCGUUCAUCUUCGCAGUGGACCACUGUUUCUCCAUCCGGGGACAGGGAACGGUCAUGACGGGAACGGUUCUCAGCGGCACCGUCGCAAUCAACGACAACGUAGAGGUGGCCAAUGUCAAGGAAGUGAAGAAGGUGAAGUCCAUGCAGAUGUUUAAGCAGCCGGUGAACUCGGCCAUGCAGGGGGACAGGGUGGGCGUCUGCGUGACCCAGUUUGACCCCAAGCUGCUGGAGCGGGGUCUGGUGUGCACCCCGGGCACCCUCGCCGUCAUCCACGCCGCCGUCCUGAAGGUGAGGAAGAUCCGGUUCUUCAAGGGAGCGUGCCAGACGAAGGCCAAGUUCCACAUCACCAUGGGGCACGAGACUGUCAUGGCGAGGGUGCAGUUCUUCGGAUCACCCUCCCAAGACGGCGUGGAAGAAAGCUCUGAGGAUCCCCACUUUGACUUCACAAGGGAGUACAUGUAUCAGGACGAACUCUACGGCCAGGAAGGGGCAGGUAAAGGCAAGGAGAACGGCACAGCAGACACAGAGGCAGCGCAAACAGUCCCCAGCCAACAGUGGGCUCUUCUGGAGUUUGAAAAACCCGUGAUCUGUCCCCAGAGGUGUCUUGUCAUCGGUUCCCGCCUCGACACGGACAUCCACGCCAACACGUGUAGGUUAGCCUUCCACGGUCAACUCCUCGAGCCCCUGGUGGACAAGAACUACGGCGAGACAGUCCUGCCAAAGCUGAAGGUCUUCAAGAACAAGUCGAAGGAGGGAAUGGUAGAAAGGAUGACAGACGAGUACACGGUGAUCGGGAGAUCGCUCUUCAAGAAGGAGACGAACAUUCAGCUGUUUGUGGGUUUGAAGGUGAAGCUGUCUACGGGAGAGGAGGGGGUGAUCGAGGGGGGGUUUGGGCAGAGCGGGAAGUUUAAGAUACGGAUUCCACAGGGUCUUCAGCCCGGCACAGUUCAGCAGCUCUCUGCUGCAGGGAAGAAGAAGAAAGGGAAGAAGGCUGACGAGGAGGAAGCUGCAGCAGCACAAGUUCCUGAGAAAGGACAGGGUGGGAUCCAGGUCUCUCUUCAGUUCAAGAAGUACAUCUUUGAUACCAAGAAGAAGAUGAUUCAAACGUAACAUAACGCACAUGCUUAAAGAUUUAAGUUCUUAAGCUUACAAUUUUUUUUCUGCAUAUUUGAUAUUGUAAAAAUGACAUCCAUGAUGAGUAAAUAUGAUUUGUUUUUGAAUACCUGUAUUUAAAAACAUCCCUUUCCCUGAAAUGAAACUUUUGAUCAGCAAUUCAGAACGAAAGGUCAGUAGUUGAACUGUUUUCCACCUGGACCCAGUGUCAGCUUUCACAGUACAUGUAUAGCAAUGUACAGGGUAAUAACAGAGUACUAGUCUAUGGUGGUCUGAGUAAAUUAUGCUUUGAAUGGCCCACCUGAUUGAACAACUGAACAACAGAUUGUAUAACACAGCCUCUGGUAAGUGUGAUUAAUACAAUACAUUGAUAUAACAAUUUGUGAGAGCACAGAAAAUAUGGACUCGAUUUAGUUAUGAAUCUACUGAUUAAAAGACACCCUGGUGGUGUUUUGCUAUUGUCAAA
Molecule: messenger RNA, 2268 nt
Organism: Branchiostoma belcheri (Belcher's lancelet)
Lineage: Eukaryota; Metazoa; Chordata; Leptocardii; Amphioxiformes; Branchiostomatidae
Product: selenocysteine-specific elongation factor-like
Exons: 6
Coding region: 66-1799 (577 amino acids)
Biological process (GO): selenocysteine incorporation
Molecular function (GO): translation elongation factor activity; GTPase activity; GTP binding
Source: RefSeq, a predicted model, not a curated record